Oryza sativa Japonica Group (Japanese rice) is the source of this 628-nucleotide messenger RNA. RefSeq lists its product as uncharacterized. The record is from RefSeq and is a predicted model, not a curated record. NCBI's taxonomy places the organism in Eukaryota, Viridiplantae, Streptophyta, Magnoliopsida, Poales, Poaceae.
UUCCUCUCUAACUACCCAUCCUUUUAUUUCUUUUCUUUUGCAUAGCUUGCUCCAUUCCUCCUUUCACCUCCUCUCUAUGAGGCCAUAGCCGGAGGUCUCAGCAGGGCUUCCUCAUGGGGUGGCUCCACUCCCUCUUCUCCCCUCUGAGGAAGCUCUGGGUUCGUGCGCAUUCCGCACGUCGAAACCGGAGGGGAAUGCACAUUCUGUACAAGGAUGUCAAGUCUUGCCAGGAUGAGGAUGUGCAUGUUCUAUGGUCCAUAUUGGUGGAUUCGCACCGUCACCCAGCUCUGAUGAAGCUGAAGCUCUAGGGUUCUUGAAGAACAGAGCAAGGAUGAUGGCAGCUAUGAAUUUUCUGUGAUUUUGCCGUUUACUCGGCCAUUACCUCUGUAUAGAACAGCAUGAUUUCAAUGGCAUCAAGAUUGAAGGGGCAAAAAAAAUAGAAGGACAAAAUAGGCAGAUGUUUAUAUGCCUUUCUUGUGUGUAUUGAUGUUUCUGUCUUGUGGCUUUGUGAGUGAGGUUGAAAUGUCACCUUUGGUUGAUGUGAAUGCGAGUGAGGUUGAGUUUAAUGUAUUUGUAUAUACAGAUGCUCUGAUGCCUUACCUAAUGGUAUGAAGUUUGGUAGCACGUA